AAGAUGAUCCUCACAAACUGCGCCGCCUGCGCCGCCCCACUGGCCCACACCGCGCCGCGAUGCGUGCGGUGUCAUACAAGAUAUUGUGAUUCAAAAUGUCAGCAUGACCACUGGCGCCGCGGCCACAAGCAAAUGUGUAAGAAAAUACACCGCGGCGGCAACGCGGAACAAUACUACGCCGACAAAAAAUACAAGGAGGCCGUCGCGGAGGCCGUCGAGGCGUGCGCGGACGACACGAAGGGCCAGAAAUGCUACAUCUGCCUCGAGGCCGUCCAUCCGCGCACGGGAGAAGGUCUCGUAAGCGGUUUUUGCGCGUGCCGCGGAGGAUCGAGCUUUGCGCACAUUUCGUGUUUGAAACGCAAGGCUCAACUCGCUAUGGAUGAGGCCCUGGAGAACAAUUUGGACGGUGACCGGAUGGAAUCGAGGUGGAGAAAGUGGUAUUCUUGUGAGCUAUGCGGGCAGGAAUAUCACGGCGUCGUAUAUAGUGCAAUGGGCUGGGCGUGCUGGGGAAGCUAUCUUAGCCUACCAGAAACGAAGAGACUCGGCAAGCUCUCUCCUCGGCAAGACGCGAUGAAGGAGCUCGCUAACAGUCUACUGAGCGCCAACCGCGUCGAAGAAGCGCUCGCUAUCUUCCGGACGCUGGUGGGUAUCUGUACUCGCCUUGGACACGAGCGCGAUGAUGUACCUGGAUUAUUAUACAGCAUCGCCAGUUGCCUCAUGAGGCUAGGACGCAGAGAAGAGGCACUGCAACUAGACCGCGAUGUCUACAAUUUGAGGGUAAAGUGGCGGGUAGGGCCCGCCAAGAUACUCCAGUCGGCUACGUCGCUCACGAUGUCGCUCGUUCAAAAUGAAAAGUUCUCGGAGGCGAGGGACUUCGCGCGCGAACAGAUCCCAGUCGCGACGCGUUCGCUCGGACCUCACGCGGAAUUGACGCGCAACCUUCGCACUUAUUACGCAAAAGCCAUACUCUGUGACACGGCGCUCCCUCUCGACGACGUGGCCGAGUCCGUAGCUAUUUUUGAGGAUAUUGAGAUUAUUACCCGGCGAAUCUUCGGCAACGUUCAUCCAGACACGCUGCAGGCGCAGAAGGACAUGGACUCUGCGCGAAUGGUUUGGCGCGCGAGAUUCAGCAAACCUUUCCCGUCGAAGCUCCCCCGUCUCAAGACUGACGACGCCAAACACGAGGAGCUCAUGCGCAAAUUUGAGUUAGCUAAGUAA
Pelagomonas calceolata is the source of this 1218-nucleotide messenger RNA. The record is from the annotation of a GenBank genome assembly. NCBI's taxonomy places the organism in Eukaryota, Pelagophyceae, Pelagomonadales, Pelagomonadaceae.